Molecule: messenger RNA, 357 nt
Organism: Perkinsus marinus ATCC 50983
Lineage: Eukaryota; Perkinsozoa; Perkinsida; Perkinsidae
Exons: 4
Coding region: 1-357 (118 amino acids)
Source: RefSeq, a predicted model, not a curated record
AUGUCGUCAUCACCUCUGAGCUACUCUGACUUGGUCAAGGAUUCCCUCUUGGGUGGUGGGGGGAUGGAGAACGGCUUGCAGUCGACUGCCAUAUACUGGGAAGCUUGGUCGACCUCCUUUAGUGGCCUGUUCGGUGGUUUAUAUGGUAGUAAAUGGUCAUGGAAAGUCUUGGAUGAUGAAAUAAGGCAGAGAUUUGGAAUCGAUGGCGCUGAUACUAAGAAACACGACGCUUUUGUUUUCGCUCCCGGGGACCGUCAGUAUGUGAGGAAGUACGCGGGCGAUGCGGAUAUAUACGACAUCGUGCCUACUAAGAAGAGGUACAACUUCAGCUUCUUCCCUACUGGCACUAAGUGUUAG